This is a messenger RNA of Beauveria bassiana ARSEF 2860, 417 nucleotides long. RefSeq names its product putative C6-zinc finger TF, regulator of conidiation. The coding region runs from base 1 to 417 and encodes 138 amino acids. Lineage: Eukaryota; Fungi; Ascomycota; Sordariomycetes; Hypocreales; Cordycipitaceae. The record is from RefSeq and is a predicted model, not a curated record. Gene Ontology annotation, biological process: regulation of DNA-templated transcription. Gene Ontology annotation, molecular function: zinc ion binding; DNA-binding transcription factor activity, RNA polymerase II-specific. The transcript is spliced from 2 exons.
AUGUCCAGUCGUCAGCAAGUUCAAACCGCGUGCCAGCGCUGCCGCCAGAAACGAGCAAAGUGCAGCGGACAACAGCCCUGCAACCGAUGCGAGCAAGAGGGCGAGGUCUGCGAAUACAACCGCUGCGAAAAAUUAACAAAGAGCGAACUGCGUGCUGAGGUUGGAAGACUGAGGCAGCGUCUGGAAGAUACCAAGUCGCAGCGGGCUCAGAGCCAGGGCAGCAGCGCCACGACGAACGAUAGCGCCACGCUGCAGGGCUGGAUCGAUGGCUUCAAAUGGUCUAAUUUGGAGAAGGGUCCUUUUGUGCUGGCGGCAGGGUAUCGAGCCUCAUUUUCGUCUGAUUCGACGCCACCAGGGACCCCGCUGACAGCUUCCAAGCCAAACCAACACGUCCGCUGGCUCUUCGUCCUGCUUUGA